Blepharisma stoltei is the source of this 345-nucleotide messenger RNA. Lineage: Eukaryota; Ciliophora; Heterotrichea; Heterotrichida; Blepharismidae. The record is from the annotation of a GenBank genome assembly.
AUGAUUUUAAAUCUUAUAAAGGAAAAAGAAAUGAUUGUAAAGGUUAAUGAAGAGCAGAAGCAACAGAAAGAAAUUUAUGAAAAACAGACUGCAGAACUUAAUAGCAUCAAUGAAGAAAGGAAGCCAAUAGAAAAAUUAGAAGAGCAAAUUGAAGAACUUCAAGCUGAACGUAAAGAUCUUCGAGCUGAAUGUAAAGAUCUUCGAGCUGAAUGUGAAGAUCUUCGAGCUGAAUGUAAAAAUCUUCGAGCUGCUAGUGAAAAAUCAGAUGAGGAAAUUAAAAAUCUUCAACUAAAACUUUGAACUGCAAAAUUGAUUUGGAAAUUGCAAAGCUCCAAAAGGAAAUAA